Messenger RNA from Plasmodium relictum, 3699 nucleotides. RefSeq names its product conserved Plasmodium protein, unknown function. The record is from RefSeq and is a predicted model, not a curated record. The transcript has a single exon. Bases 1 to 3699 code for a protein of 1232 amino acids. Lineage: Eukaryota; Apicomplexa; Aconoidasida; Haemosporida; Plasmodiidae.
AUGAGGAGUGUAGUUCUAUUAAAAGAUAUUACUUUCUUAAAAAGUUUUUCUUUAAAUAAUAAAUUAAAAAAUGAUUUAUGUAAAUUUGUUGAUAACAAAAAUUUUAUUAAGAUAAAUUGGCGUACAAUAAUAUGUUUUAGAUGGAGCAAAAUCAAUCCCUCAAAAAAGGAAUACAACAAAUAUUUGAAUGCAAAAAAUAUUUUUAAGAAAAAUGUAUAUAAUGAUAAACAUAAUUUGUCACAUAUUAGAUGCAUAAGCAAUAAUAAAAUAAAAAAAUAUGAUGAAAAAGAAAAAUAUAAUGGAAACAAAGAUAUUAAGAUGUGUAGUAAUCCUAAUGACAAUACCAUAUAUGAGAAAUCUAUAAAAAUUGUAGAAAAAAAUAUUAACAUUGACAAAAAUAAAAAUAUAAACGUAAAUGUAUACAAUACAUUACAUGUAAAUAAUAUAUGUAAAAAAAUAUAUUAUAUGAGUAAGAAUAACAUAAAAAAUGAAAAAGAGUGGAAUCAUUAUUUAUUAGAAUUUUAUAAAGAAACAAAAAAUUGUGAAUACUUAAAAAUAAAAAGUAUUUUUAUGCUAUUAUUAGGGAUAACUAAAAGUAAAGAACAUAUAAAAGAGGUACUUAUCAUUAAGGAUAACGAAAAAAAUAAAAAAGUAUACAUCAUGGACAUUGUAGAUAAUCAUAUAAGUAUUUUAUCAAAAAAAUUUGAUGAAAUGACAAAUAAUCAAUUAAGCAUAUUUUUAUAUAUUAUUCAAAAAUGGAAUAAAGUUGAAAAGUAUAAGGACAUUAUUAAAAGGAUUAAUGAUAAAAUUUUAACAAAAGUUAGCUUAAAAAAAUUAAAUAUAAGAAGUUUUUCCAAUGUUUUACACAUAUAUUCAAAAAAUUAUGAACAAUUUCGUGAUAAUUAUAGUGAUAAUAUGCACAACAAACAAAAUUGUGUAAUUACAAAUGACACAUUGAUCAGAUAUAUUAAUAAAAUUUCUAAAGAGAAAUUUCGUAUGGAAGAUAUUUUAUGCAUUUUGUCAUCAAUGUAUAAAUUAAAAAUUAAAAAUAAAAAUAUUUUUUUAAGUGUAAUACAAAUUUUAAAUGUUAAUUUAAAAGAUGGCAAUUAUUUUUUAAUUCCAUCUUUGCUAUUAUCAUUAGCAAAUUUAAAUAUUUACAAUGAAGAACUGUAUCUAAAAUUAAAAAACAUUAUAAUACAAAAUUAUUAUUUUUAUAAUUCAGUACAUUUAACGAAUGUAUAUUAUUCUUUUUCUAAAUUUAAACCAAAUUAUGUAGAAGAACUUUUUGAUAAAUUAUCAAAUCAUAUUAUAGGGAAUUUUUCACAAAAAAAAGGAAAAGAAAAAAUUGAAGCUUCAAAAGAGAUAGAAAAUUAUUCUUUUAGUAGAAAAACAUUAAGCAAACCAAUAAUAAAUUAUACAGAAAUCAGUAAUAAAGAAUUUAAUAUUUUUCAAAUAACAAAUAUCAUAAGCUGUUGCAUAAAAUGUAAUUACUUAAAUUAUGAUUUUUUUUUGCAUUUAAUUUUAGACGUAGAAAAAAUAAAUGAAAAACAGUCAUUAGAUAAUAUUAUUAAUUAUUUUUAUGUCAUAUCAAAAAUUUUAAAAACUUUUAGUAUUUGCAAUUAUAAACAUAAAUUAUAUUUUCACAAUGAAAAAAAACAAUUUGAAAGCAUACUAGAACAUAAAUUUAACAAUACUAUUAAUAAGAAGGAAAAAAAAAACAAAUUAAAUAAUAAUUACAACAAUGAUAAUAAAUAUAACACUUUGUAUACAUUAAAUAAAGAAUGGAAGCAUAACGAAAUAUAUAGGUAUAGCUCUAAUUACUAUCUAUAUAAUAAUAACUUUUUUUUUGUAGAAUGCAAAAACUCAAAUAUUAAAGAAAAUGACUUACAAAAUAAAUUUGAAUUGUACUGGGAUGAAUUAAGUGAAAAAAUAAUAAAAAUAAUUGAAAAAAAUUUAUAUGACAAAAAUAUAAAAUAUAUUCUACAUAAUUUAAUGCUUUGUUUAUCUAUAAGCGAAAUAAAAUUAUUAAAUAUAUAUAUAUUAUGUUUAGUUAUUAUUAAAGAAAAUUAUAAGUUUUUUAGUAUAAACAAUUUAUAUUUAUACUUAAAAAUUUUUCAUAAAUUUAAAAUUUACAACUAUGAAAUUUUCCAUUUAAUAUCUAAUCAUAUAAAAAAAUAUAUGCAUUUAGUAGAAUUAAGAAAAAAAAUUAAAAUAAUUAUAUUAUGCUUUAAUAUUUUUAAAAAAACAAAUAAGCAAGAAAUGGAAUUAAUUUUACAUUACUUCUUAAAUUUAGAUGAAAAAACUAAAAUAAAAAAAGACAAAGAACCUUUUUUAAAAAGAGAUAAAUUUAAUGAAAGUAUAUGGAAACUUCCCACAGACAUACAAAUAAAACAAAAUUUUAUAAACCUAGACAUCUUCGGUAAUUCAUCUUUUCAAAAUAAUACAAGUAACAAUUUAAAUAUUAUUAACACUAACAUUAACUUAAAUAAAAAUAAUGAUGUUAAUAAUAAUAACAAUAACUUUAAUAAAUAUAAUGAUACUAAGGGUAAUUUAAAUCCCAAUGAUGAUAUUAAAAAUAAAAAUAAAAGUUUAUGUGAUAAUGCACUCUUUAAUUCAUCUUAUUCAUUCGAUGAAAAUAAAAAUGAAGAUUUAGACUUAAUAAACAAUAAUUUUUUUUUAAAAAAAAUAGAAAAAACAGAAAUUUUUCCUUCUAAUUUGAAUUUCUGUAACUACUUAAACAUUUUAUUAAUGUUAAUUUUAAGCUGUAAAAAUACAUAUGAAAAUAUAAAGUUAAAUACACUUUUUUCAAAGAAUAAUAAUUUAAUAAAAAUUAAAAAAGGUGAAGAUAUUUUAGAAAAAUAUACUAAAAUACUAAAAGAAAACUUAUUUAAUGCAAAGUUUUCUAUUAUUCAAUUUUUCGAAAAAUUUGCAGAUUAUUUAGAAAAAGAAAAAAAUGAAUUAUAUAACUAUCAAAUAAUGUAUAUUUUAAAUUUCUUAAAAAUUAUAAAUGAAAAUGUUUAUAUGGAUAUAAUAAAAAUAGAAAAAAUGAAACAUUACGAUUCUCAUUUACAAACAAAUUCGAAUUACUCAAGUAAAAAAAAUUUUGAAUUAAAAAAGGAAGACUUUGCAUUUAUAAAUUCAACAGUUAAUAAGGAUUUCCAUUUCAAUGAUAUUUUUAAUGAUGAUUAUAUAAAUCAUAGAUAUCAAUAUAAAAGUAUCACUGAAUCUAUAAGUAAUUUUUCAAAUCUUAUUAGAACAUACAAUGAAGCGAAAAAUCUUAUUUCUAAAAAUAAACAUUCCUCUAAAAAAAUUAAAACAUUUUAUAAAUUAAACAGAUUCUUAACUUCAGAUAUUUUACUUAUACUAGAAAAAAAUAAUGAGGAAUUUUUUUAUUGUCUCUUAUUUUACCCAUAUGAAUUAAAACGAACUGUUGUAAAUAUAAAAGAGGAUACCUUUUUUUUUAAUUAUGAAUAUGAUGAAUCACUUUUAAUUAAUAUAGAGAUUUUAUUUAUUUACAACUUUUUAAAAAAAAAAUUUGCAAAUAAUUUUUUUUUAAGUAUUAUAGAUGCAACUCAAUUUAUUAAAAUUUCAAAAGAUGAAGGUAAAAUAAUGAAAAAAAAUGGAUUAAGUGAAAAUUCAUCUAAUAAUUGCUAUAUAAAUAAAGAAAACUAUAUUUUAGAAAAUAUUUUGACAACAUAA